Messenger RNA from Electrophorus electricus (electric eel), 1071 nucleotides. RefSeq names its product peripherin 2-like b (gene prph2lb). Gene Ontology annotation, biological process: visual perception. The record is from RefSeq and is a predicted model, not a curated record. NCBI's taxonomy places the organism in Eukaryota, Metazoa, Chordata, Actinopteri, Gymnotiformes, Gymnotidae. Gene Ontology annotation, cellular component: membrane.
AUGGCCAUCUUAAAAGUGACAUUCACCAAGACCAAACGGAACAUACUUGCCCAAGCUCUGUGGGUGCUGAACUGGGUUUCUGUGAUCACAGGCCUCACCCUUUUCAGCCUGGGCCUAUUUUUGAAAGUGGAGAUCCAAAAGAGGCAAGAGGUCAUGACCAAUGAGAUCCACAUGGUGCCCAACAUGCUGAUUGGUGUGGGACUAGCCACCUGCAGCAUCAACUUCCUGGGUGGAAAGAUCUGCUAUGACUGCAUGGACACCACCGCUUUCCUGCAUUGGAAGCUUCUAAUGCUGCCUUACAUCAUAUGUACUUUUUUCUUCACCCUUUACAUCCUGGUUGGGGCUUUGAUGUGCUACGCAAUGCGCAGUGAUCUGGAAGAGUCCCUGCUCCUGGGUCUGUGGGACGCCAUGUGCUACUACAAAGACACAGACAUACCAGGCUGCUGUUACAUCAAGCACAGCAUUGACCUGCUGCAAAUGCAGUUCCAGUGUUGUGGCAAUGGUGGCUUCAGAGACUGGUUCCACAUCCAGUGGGUCAGUCACUGCUAUUUAGACAUGUCCAUCAGUAAUGUUGUGGAUCAGCUGCAAAGUAAUGUGGAGGGGAAGUACCUUACAGAUGCAGUGCCCUUCACUUGUUGUAACGUGCACUUUCCGAGGCCCUGCAUCCAGCACCAAAUUACCAAUAGCUCUGCUCACUAUAACUACAACUAUCAUGGCGCAGAACUUAACCUGAACCAGAAGGGAUGCAGACAGGCCUUGCUGCAGUAUUACACCCAGAUUAUGCAGUUUGUUGGCCUCAUUGUGCUCAUCAUGUGGCUCUUUGAGCUCUCUGUGCUAACGUGCAUGCACUUCCUGCAGACCUCCAUAGAAAACGUGUUGAGGUUAGGAGACUCUGAGUCUGAGUCUGACGGAUGGCUUCUGAAAAAUAGCAUUUCUGAAACAGUGCAGCACAACUUCAACAUUAUCAAGAACUUGGGCAAAUGCUACCAGGUGGAUGAUGACCCCAAUAUUGAUGUGUCAUCCACCAGCCGGCAAACACAAGAGGCCUGUACACUCGCCAAGUCCCGGUGA